This is a messenger RNA of Styela clava, 4177 nucleotides long. RefSeq names its product nicastrin-like. Gene Ontology annotation, biological process: protein processing; Notch receptor processing. The record is from RefSeq and is a predicted model, not a curated record. Lineage: Eukaryota; Metazoa; Chordata; Ascidiacea; Stolidobranchia; Styelidae. Gene Ontology annotation, cellular component: plasma membrane.
UUAAUUACAUGAAUAGCAAGCAACAUGUUUGUUACAUUGAUUAGCCUAUUGCUAUGUAUUUCAUCUGCAAUGUGUGCUACACAAGAUUCUGCUGUUCGUUCUCUGGUAUACACAGACAUCAAUGUAAAUUCUUACGACAAAUGUGCUCGACUGAUGAAUGGUACUAGUCAAAUUGGAUGCCAGUCAACACUAGAGGGCGAUGUCGGAGUUCUUUUUCAUGUUAAUCAAUCUGACGACAUAAGCAAAGUUAUUACUGGAAAGCAUCCUCCAUAUAUUGUGCUUAUACACGCAGAUUAUUUCAGUAAAGCAAGUGUUAAAUUGUAUCAAAGUUCUGGGAAAGUACGAGGAAUACUUGUUUACUCAAAUGAAAAUUAUACUGGGAGACUCAGUGGUUGGUCACCAGAAUUAAAAUGCCCUCGACAACAUUAUGGAUUAUAUAAUUCGACAUAUGGAAGUAAUUAUGCAAAAUGUGAAAAUAAUCCUUGGAAUCCAAUUGGUGAUGGUCUGACGGAAGAAGAUAUUAAUUUUCCUAUUUUUAUCAUGAAAAACGAUACUGCAUCACAGAUGAUGAUCGAUUGUCAUGACCAACAUAACCUUGAUGGUGAUUAUCCAUUAUGUGCCGCCCAAAUGAAGUCUAGAAUGGAUGGAGCACAAAGCACGGAAACAUGUAUUCGCAGAAAUAAUCUACAAAAUAACCUUUCUCCUGCACAAUAUUGUGAUGUGAUUGGAGGCCAUACGAUUGUCGGAACUUUGCAAGCCACAAAUAGUUCAACAGAAAAUCCGAAACCUGUAAUUCUAAUCACAUCUGCUCUUGAUAGCAGAUCAUUUGAAAUGACAUCUUCCUCUCCCGGAGCGAACUCAUUAACAGGUUUUGUGUCACUUCUAGCUGUUGCGCAAGCACUGGGAAGCCUAAAUAAUACAGUGAAAGAAAACAUGCCAUAUGAUAUUAUAUUUGUUUUAUUUGAUGGUGAAGCGUUUGACAACAUGGGAAGUGUGAGAAUGGUGUACGACAUGUCAAAAGAUUCCUUUCCAUUUAAAAAGAAAGAAGGCAAAUGGCAGCCGAGGAGAAUUAACAUUUCACAAAUUAAAUACAUCAUUGAAAUUGGACAGGUCGGCCAUAUUAAUAAGACUGCUUAUUUGCAUUUUGAUCCACUUUCGGCUAGCAAUUCAAGUAUUAGAACAGAUGUCAGUGCGAUUAUUGGAGCCUUGAAAACUUCUGGUGCCUCAGCAUCUAUCAAAUUCAGAAAUCAGUCUGGAGAUAACGGAUUGAUACCCUCAUCUUUGCAAUCUAUAUUGAAAGCUGGAAACGUAUCAGGCAUCGUUAUUACGGAUUUCGAUAAAAAAUACACAAAUCGAUAUUACAAUAGCAGGUUUGACACUCCAGAUAAAUUGGGCAUAAAGCUGGAUGGGAACACCACUGAAUCGUAUGCUCUACCACUUAUUCAACCUCUGGCACAAAAAAUUGUCAACCUCUCGAAUGCUAUUGCCAAAGCUGUUUACCGCCUUGCCACAAAUCAAGCUUUAAGCACUAUACAUAGAAAUGAAGAUGAGAUUACUAAAAUUUUGUACUGUUAUUAUUACAAUCCUAAAUGUGGUUUGGUGCGAAGUCUGUUGGAUAGCAAUAUAAAAAAGUACUCUUAUGUCUUCAAUCAAUAUGUUGGGGUUUAUUCCUCAAAUAUGAGAAAUAAUGCCUAUAUUGCUAGAAAUCUUCUUGCCUAUUUCCUGAGGACAGAAGAAACCACAAUUGUCAACAAGACUGACCAGUGCAAAUCUCAAUAUGCACAAGAUGAAAUUUACAAAUAUUUAGCAUUCAAACGUAACACAACAUAUGAAUGCCUUCGUUUUACUGUAUAUGACACUGAUGGAAGAUCGCCAUCGGCUGCUAUAUCCAAUUAUAAUUAUGCUGGUGGGGCGUACAGUGCUUGGUCUGAAAGCAGGUGGCAAAAAACUGCAUUUCACCUCAGCAUUUUUCUUGUUCAAGAUUCUGUAUCACAAGGGAUGAUUCUUUUUUGCGGCUUGCUUAUGUUUUUUUCAUCUUUUAUAAUUAUGUAUAUCAUUCAUAAAAAAUCUCAUAUUUUAUUUCAGCAUAGUCAGAUAUGAGAUGAAAAUUUAAAAUGGUAUAAAUGAUUUUUGUCCUAUUUAUUAUGCACAGCAUUAUUAACAAUGAUUUUCCAGAAAUGAAUAGAAAAUUUAUACUAUUCCUUGUCACAGUAUUGACAACAAUGUGAAAACCUAGAAUUGUCACAUUGCUUGAUUACAGGAAAUAAAUUUCAUUCAUCAUUAUCAUACUACUAAUUAUGAAUAUUACUUAUCGAUCUCGAUCGGUAAGUAUGUUGAUAGGUAUUUGUCUGUUUGUUUGUUUCACUUUCGUGAUAUCUCGCGCUAGUGAUGUUGAAUCUGCUCCAAAUUUUUGCAUGUACAUUCAUCAUAUCUCGGACCAGAAGCCAAUUGAUUUUGGAUAAAUUAUGUUGUAUAAUUACCAUAGCGAGUUAUCACUUAAUUAGUGAUGGGACACGCUGCCGAGUUAGAGCGAAGGAAUCGAAACCGAUAAGUCGGCGGUCUCCGAUGGCUAUCUCGUUAAUGUAUUAAUGCUGGUUUAAAUUUUUUCAUAUAAUUUUUUUUAUCAACAUGACUAUUUUUAUGAUGAUAUUAAUAGCAUUCGCACUAAAUUAAAGGCGACGAUGUAACCCUUUUACUGGACUCCAGAAUAGUGUGUACCAAUAAGGAGGUAACUAAUUUUGUUCACCUACUCCACAUAAAGUUGUGUAAAGGGACUGAAAUCUAUGGGCAGGGGCCUGGGGGUAUAUUCACUUGGCUUACACAGACAGUCCCAGAAGACGUAAUAGAACUAAAACAAGGAAGAUUAGAAUAAAAUUAUGCCGUAACCCUAAUCUGGUACACACACUACAGGGGGAACCCUUUUAGUUAUGCAAAACAAGUGGCCAAAUCAUGGCCAUCAGUCAGCACUUAGCAGUAUGUGUGUAUAAAAAACUAAUUCUGCAUGUGGCUAGUCGUGAUCAUUCCUUAGUGUUAACUUUGAGAUCACAGUUAUUUAAUCUGUGUUGGAACAUUUUUUACUCUUAAAUUCAUCUUCUGUACCAACUACCAAGCACUAUAUGGAACAGUCAGUUAUUUCAAGUGCCUAUUCCAUUAUAUAGUUACUUACAGUAAAGUUGUUCUUUGCCAAAAAAAAUUUGGAUUGUAUUUAGGCAAACGAUUAAUAUAUGAAGUGUAUAGACAAAUGGCAAACUGCAUUUCGGCAGGUGUUUCAAAGUCCUCAUUACUGUUUCUUGAUGGCCUUCUGAGCUAAAAGAUUGUAUUACUUAUUAAAGGCUUCAGAUCGAAUCGUUUGCAUUUUUUCACAUGAUUAUACUAUGCCCUCAUGUUGUGAUUUCAUAUCUUUGAAUUUAGGAUCUUUUCCUUAGAAUAAGGAUACUGUCAUCUACAGACAAGCCAUUUAUUGUGCUAUUGCCCAAAUGGUUUUGGGUUAAUGUUGUCCUAUUGUUUCUCUAUAUAUUAUGUUAUGUCAUUUUUAUUAUCAUUGUAGUAAUAUUUUAUUUUGUAUUACAUUUCUAUUACUGAUUAAGUGUCUUGACUAGAGAGGAACUUUUUUGUGAUAUUCAUUCUGUAGCAUCAAUUACUUAUGCCAUAUGAUGCCGGACUGCCUGAAUUGAAAUGUAUUAUGGCUUGAUGUUCCAUUUCAAGUCCCUUUUAAGGCUUAUUUUUGAUAAUUUAAUAGUAACGAGAUUUUCGUUACAUAUUUCUAUUCUAUUCGCCCGAGUAUCUCUUUGAGAAUAUAUGGUAUACAGUCCCAUCUAGUUGAAUAUAACUGAAAAUGGACACAAAGCGUUAUUUGGGGCCAUAUGUACUUUCAAAAAUUUGAUAUUGAUUUCUGGCAUUCCGAUGAUGAUUCUGUGUUGAGAACUUGAGAAAUAAACUGGUUGCAUGAUCGAAAAUUCCUUUUUUGCUUACAUAAAUAUUCAGUUUCUUCAUCUCAGUGAAGAUUAGCUCACUUUUUCCUAUUGUAUCACUGUUUGUUUAUUCUUGUUAUAAUAGACCAGACCAAUAAAUCAUGAAAUGCUCAUGUUGUGGUUGAAGUACGACAGUGGCAUUUAAGUUUAUUUAUUGUGCUAUAUAAUUUGCAUAACAGGGAAUAAAAUACUGUUUUUGUCCCCAG